AUGACCUUCGAUUCGCAGGGGCGCGUGGUGAUAUGCGAGAUGGUGAAACCGGCGUCUGACGCGGAUGGAGGAGGACGGUCGUACACGGUCAUCGCGGACAGCUCGGAGGGGAAGCGGCCUGAACCGCUCCGAACGAUGUGGUGCUCAAGUCGGACGGCAGCCUGUUCUUCACGAACCCCGGGGCGCGACCGACUUGAGCCUGCCGAUGUGGACUUGCAGUUCAACAGCGUGCAUCGCAUCAGGCCGAACGGCGAGGUGGAGCUGGUGGUGCCGUUCGAGUACCCGAACGGGAUCGCGUUCUCGCCGUAUGAGAGCGUGCUUUAUGUGGCGAAUACGCGGCCGGGGCAGUACAUCAUGGCAUACGAGCUGAAUGCGGACGGCGAUGUGGUGGGCAUGCGGCACUUCGCGGAUAUGCCGUCGGAGCAUGCGAACAAUGGCGUACCGGACGGGAUGAAGGUGGAUGUGGAGGGGCGCGUGUAUUGCACGGGUCCCGGCGGGUGCUGGGUGUUUGAAUCGAGCGGCGAGUUGAUAGGCGUGAUAGAGCUGCCGGAGUAUCCGGCGAACUGCGGCUGGGGCGGCGAGGAAAACCGCACGAUGUACUUCACAUCGAACACUUCGAUAUACAGCCUGCAGAUGACGACGCCGGGGACGAGGAUACCGGUAGUAGUAUAG
This is a messenger RNA of Geodia barretti, 672 nucleotides long. The record is from the annotation of a GenBank genome assembly. NCBI's taxonomy places the organism in Eukaryota, Metazoa, Porifera, Demospongiae, Tetractinellida, Geodiidae.